AUGGCGAUCACGAAACAGGCUUUGAAGCUUCGGACGGUGAUUCAGUUCGUUCGCAUCCAUCAAUCCUCCUCCGACUGGCGCACCAUCCUCUACCUCACCAUCGACCACGCCCCACCCCCCACUCACCCACACGUCUUCAAAUACACAAACGGCGACACCUCCACCCUCCCCUUCUCCUACACGCUCUCCUCCCUCCCCGCCCUCCUGCGCGACGGCGACUCUGCCCUUUCCAAAAUCUACACCAUCCCCCCCACCAACACCACCCCCCUUCCCUCCCUGCCCAUCAACCUCCCCUCCAUGGCGAACUACCUCCUCAGCGCGCUGGACGAUGCGAGACGCAGUCUGGGCGACAGUUCGAGCGGGCUGAGGAAGCUGGCGAAGAUGGUCGAGGGGUGUUAUCCGCAGGAUAGGAUGAAUGGGGUGGUGAGCAGUGUGGAGGGCGCGGAGGGGAGCGAGAGGGCGGGUGGGAGGGGGGUUGGAGGGUAUUUUGGGGUUAGGAAGUUGUUUGGGAGGAAGGGGAAUAAGGCCGGGUAUAGGAGUGGGAAUGCGGAUGUUUAUGAUUUGGUGACGCCGUUUUUGCCGGAUGCGGAGUAUGGCUAG
Molecule: messenger RNA, 600 nt
Organism: Stereum hirsutum FP-91666 SS1
Lineage: Eukaryota; Fungi; Basidiomycota; Agaricomycetes; Russulales; Stereaceae
Exons: 2
Coding region: 1-600 (199 amino acids)
Source: RefSeq, a predicted model, not a curated record